AUGGCAGACUCAGAUUUUCCAUUCUACAGACCCGGAAGAUCCGACUACGAUGACAGUAUCAGACCAUCGUUGGAUCUAAAGAGGAACAAAAGAGUCGACGAUGACAAGUUCACUUUGGGUCGAAGGGGGAUUCUGGUCUUCUUUACGUUGUCUGUUCUCACAUUGAUGGCUGCUCUGGAUGGGACAUCGCUCUCUGUGGCUCUUCCUGAAAUUGCACAAGAACUCCACGGAACAGCCAUUGAGGCAUUCUGGAGUGGGACUUCGUUCCUAUUAUGCUCAACCGUAUUCCAACCAAGCUUCGCUUCAUUCUCCAACAUUUUCGGCCGCAGACCCAUGAUCCUGCUUUCCCUGGUCUUCUUCACCGUUGGCGCCAUUCUAUGCGCAAUCGCAAAUGACUUCACAUACAUGUUGAUCGGACGGUCGAUUCAAGGUGUCGGCGGAGGAGGCAUCAUCUCCCUAAGCGAGGUGAUCAUCACCGAUCUCAUCCCGCUGCGCUGGCGAGGACAGUACUUUGGGAUCCUCAGCGCAAUGUGGAGUGUCGGAUCCGUUACAGGGCCAAUUCUUGGAGGUGGAUUCUCCGAGAAUGUAUCAUGGCGCUGGAUCUUCUACAUAAACUUCCCCUUCAUCGGCGUCGGCGGCAUCCUCGUCAUCCUAUUCCUAAACCUCAAACUCGCCCCGUCCUCCCUAACCGAGAAACUUCGCCGAAUCGACUAUUUCGGCACCGUCCUCUUCGUCGGAAGCAUGUCAUCCUUCCUCAUCCCCCUAAGCUGGGGCGGCGUAUCCUACGACUGGGACUCAUGGCGAACCCUAGUCCCACUCUGUGUCGGCGUAGCCGGUCUACUCAUCUUCGGAUACUACGAAUACCGCUUCGCCUCCGACCCGAUUAUCCCACCGCGGGUCUUCCAGAACCAAACAGCAGUCGUCUCAUUCAUCGGAAGUGUCCUGCAAGGUCUAAUCCUCUGGUGCGCUCUGUAUUACCUUCCACUGUACUACGAGGCUGUCAAAGAAUACAGUCCUAUUCUCUCGGGUGUUGCUCUUUUCCCUGAGACUUUUACGGUGGCGCCUAGUGGGAUGGUUGCUGGCAUACUGAUUACACUUACGGGUCGGUACAGAUGGGCUGUGUGGCUUGGAUGGGUUCUGUCGACUGUCGGACUGGGUCUGAUGUGUCUGAUCAAAGUACACACCAGUGUCAUCGGAUGGGUAUUCUUGAAUAUCGUCCCUGGUCUCGGAUUGGGAAUCUUAUUCCCGUCGCUCGGGUACGCAGUACAGGCCUCGUCAGAACCAAAAGACCUGGCUAUUGCAGUCGCCAUGUUUAGUUUCUUCCGUGCUCUGGGCCAGGCAAUUGGCGUUGCGGUCGGUGGUGUGGUGUUCCAGAAUCGCAUGUUCAGCAAUCUGAUGAAAUACUCCGCGUUAGCACCUAUGGCGGGGGCUUAUAGCAAGGAUGCUGCGGGUUUGGUGCAAGUUAUCAAGGCUAUGGCCGAUGGGACGGAUAAGGCUAAUCUGAAAGAAGCUUAUACGGACAGUCUUCGUACGGUGUGGGUUGUUUGUUGUGCGGUGAGCGGUGUGGCGCUGUUGAUUAGUCUCUUGACUGAACAUUAUGAUCUUGAUCGUGCUUUGGAGACGAAUCAGGGUUUGCUUGAUGAUGAUGAUGAGGUGAGGAGCGAGAAGGACUUUGAAUUGAGGGUGGAGAGGUCGAUGGUUACUGAGUCGAGGCCUUGGGCGUGGUAG
Messenger RNA from Penicillium bovifimosum, 1728 nucleotides. RefSeq names its product MDR family MFS transporter. Gene Ontology annotation, biological process: transmembrane transport. The record is from RefSeq and is a predicted model, not a curated record. The coding region runs from base 1 to 1728 and encodes 575 amino acids. The transcript has 4 exons. Gene Ontology annotation, molecular function: transmembrane transporter activity. NCBI's taxonomy places the organism in Eukaryota, Fungi, Ascomycota, Eurotiomycetes, Eurotiales, Aspergillaceae.